AGCUAUGUGAAUUAGCAAUGUCUUUUAUACAACAAAAGAAAUUUGUAUGUAUAUGUCUGUUAAUUUUGAUAUUGGCUAUGCUUUAUACCCUAUAUCUAAUGUGCAACAGUAACUAUUGUAUCAUACAUUGCACGAACAAUGGAAAUUUCAAGAAAAAAGGGAAUAACGAGAAUUUGCACAAAGGAGAUCUGAUCAAAGGAGAUUUGAACAAAGGAGAUUUGAACAAAGGAGAUCUGAACAAAGGAGAUAACAAGAAAGAGAGCAUCCUCCAGGAUGCACCAGGUAAAUGUAAGAAGUAUGCAAACAAGACGGAUUGUCAGCCAUUACAUUACUCAUACACCCCCCUCCCUAGGACAACACUGAGCAGUAUCCCAGGGUCAGGAAACACGUGGGUGAGACAUCUGUUACAACAGAUGACAGGUAUCUACACAGGGUCGAGGUAUUUCGACAAAGUCCUAUAUAAAAAUGGAUUUCCUGGUGAGGCUAAAGUUAUACCAUGGGAUGGAAGUGUCAUAGCUGUAAAAUCGCACGAUUUCAACGACGUAUAUGACAAGAUGAUUGCACUUAUAAGGAAUCCGUACGAUAUGAUAUUAGCAGAGUUCAAGAGAGUUUCUACCCCAAGUAAAAACCACUCUGUCAACAUAGCUAACACUAUAUUCCAACAAAGGAAAAAUGAAUUUACAAACAAAGUGAACAGGAUGGGAUCAAGAUGGUUCACGCAAAUGAACAUCUUCGUCAAUAAAGUAAUAAUUAAUACCACAAGAAAAACACCAUUCAUUGUUAUACAUUAUGAAAAUCUAAAACAACAUCUGAGGCAUGAGUUAAGGCGCCUGGCGGAUUUUCUGAAUACAUCAAUCACAAAUGAACUACUUGAUUGUAUUGAAUGUAAAAGUGAAGGUCGUCACCAUAGGCACAGCACAGAGAAAGUAGAUCCGUUCACAUUGCAACAGAAAUUAUUCCUUAACAACUAUAUAACUCAACUCAAUCGGACUUUAAAGAAAGCAUGUGGAGAAUUGUGUGUAUUUCCAUAUAGACCUCAUGAGAUAACCAUGACAUGAGAUAUAAAUUGAAACACAAUUGCUGAUAUGUUCAUCCAAUCCAGAAUGUCUGAGGUGUCCAAGUCCAAGAACAUAUCUAGAGUGGGCUGUCAGGAGAUUAGGAGAGGCAGAUUUUCUUAUGAUCCCCUUUCAUUACAUGUAUAUCACCAAUGGGUGUUAAUUCGAAAGUACUUUCAAUAUAAUGACAAUGGAAGUCACUGGCGGAUCCAGGGGAGGCCCCAUGGGGCACGGGCCCCUCCCCCUAAAUGGGCCUUUUUAGCAUAACUUGGCCUUUUUGGCCAAAUUAUCA
Messenger RNA from Owenia fusiformis, 1347 nucleotides. The record is from the annotation of a GenBank genome assembly. NCBI's taxonomy places the organism in Eukaryota, Metazoa, Annelida, Polychaeta, Sabellida, Oweniidae.